AUGGAUAAACAUUCGUCCAUAUUCCAAGAUGAUUGGGGAACACUGAAGGACAUUAAGGCAAGACUUAAUGUCAAGCCGGGGUCUCAUCCAAAAUUUUGUAAGGCCAGACCGGUGCCAUAUGCUAUCAAACCAAAGGUGGAAGAUGAGCUUGAUAGGUUAGUAGGGGUUGGAGUUUUGACUAAGGUCAACUACAGUGAAUGGGGCACACCCAUAGUUCCUGUUAUGAAAAAAGAUGGCUCCGUGCGGUUAUGUGGAGACUUUAAGGUAACACUAAACCCUGUUUUGGAAGUGGAUCAGUAUCCUCUUCCUCGUACCGCUGAUAUUUUCGCAUCUUUGGCAGGUCAGAAAUUUUCGAAGUUGGACCUGCAACAUGCCUACCUCCAAAUGGAGGUGGAGGAAAGCUCCAGGGAUUUACUGACCAUAAAUACCGAGAAGGGUUUAUACCGAUUCAAUCGACUGGUGUAUGGAGUAGCGUCAGCUCCAGCGAUGUGGCAACGGGCCAUGGACACAGUUCUACAAGGUUUAAAAGGAGUUCAGUGCAUAAUAGAUGAUAUGUUGAUCACAGGAAGCACGGAUGAAGAACAUUUGCAAAAUUUGGAGGCAGUUUUGGAACGUUUGGACAGGUACGGUUUACGGUUGCGAAAGGACAAGUUUCUCCACCCUUUACACAGACUUUUGGAGAAAAACCGGAAGUGGGAGUGGAAUGGUGAUUGUGCCAGAGCAUUUGCCGAGGUCAAAAAACUAGUUACAUCAAAUGAGGUGCUCACUCAUUGGGUUGUUUGUCAUGCCUCUCCGCACAAACCUAACAAUCAACACCAAGGCUGGCCGGGCGAACCUGCCUUUCUACAUGCUCGUCCCGUUGCUUCACCAUGA
Messenger RNA from Pecten maximus, 873 nucleotides. RefSeq lists its product as uncharacterized. The record is from RefSeq and is a predicted model, not a curated record. NCBI's taxonomy places the organism in Eukaryota, Metazoa, Mollusca, Bivalvia, Pectinida, Pectinidae. The transcript is spliced from 2 exons. The coding region runs from base 1 to 873 and encodes 290 amino acids.